AUGCCGCAGCGGAUGCUUGACGCAGACGUGGAAUUUGACCUGCUUCUCUCUGCGGUGACGCUGGCUGCUCUUCUGCCGCACGCACCCGGGGCUCCGGUAGAAGAAACGCCCACCGCGGCCCCGGCAGUUGAGACCUCAGGUGAGGAGGUGGAGGUGGAGGUGGUGGGGGUGGUGGUGCCCUCCGGCCGUCUGAGCGACUCACCGCUCUGGCCCGCGGUCCUCGGCGUGACCAAUCUCCACAAGAAGGAGUUUGAAGAGGAAUUUAAAAAUGUGGUGGAAUAUAAUGUUCUUGACGACCACAAAGUCUUAUCAGUCCCGGAAAGCUGCCCACGCUCCAACUUCAGCGAGGAGGCUUGUCUCCACAGAAUAGCCCACGGCCUUCUCAUCUACACAGUUCUUCUGAAGCACGUGGAGAAGGAGUACCCCGGCAGCUUGAUCGGCUCAUUGGCCAAAUACUACAGCGGCCUCCUGAUCAACCUAUGCAAAGAGAAGAUGAGGAAGCCCGUACAGGUCGCUGCACUGACGGGCAGCCAGGAGGCCCAGCUGCUGAGGGGCCUCGACCAAACCACCGCCUUCCAGAGGAAGAUGGUCGCCCACAGCAUCCUGCGCCAGCUCCACCACUUCCUGCUGGACAACAGACGAGCCAUCGCUAAAUGGGAGAAGAGGAGGAAGGGAAGCGUGGGUUCUUUUCAGAUUCUUUAAGCCAAAGUUUAAAGAUGAGAUCAAUCCAAUGCGGUUGUGACCUCUGACUUAUUUAACCUAUUUAUACUUGGUAAAAAGAGUUAUUUAUUAAUCAACGAAAAAUCCAUGGUGGAUUUUGUGCACUUCAAUGGAAUUUUGCCCUAUAUUUUAUAUAAUUGUUGUGUUAAUUAGAGCAUAGAUUCAAAUUCUAUUACUUGAGCACCAUUUCUAGGAAUGCAUUACGUUUUAUAAAACGAAAUUGAAAAAUAUUUAUUGAAACAAUUUUUAUUUAUUUAAAUGUAUUUAUCUAAGUAGUUCAACAGGUUUUGUUGAAUUGGAUAUAGUGGGAUUAGCUGUUUUGAAUGCACAUCACUAAUAAGUGACUGGAAGGAAUGUUUUGUACUCAUGCAGAAAUAAAAAAAAUAUCCAUUAAGACACGUUUCUUCUUUGGAACACGUAGCAUGUCGUUGUAGAACUGC
Molecule: messenger RNA, 1160 nt
Organism: Pungitius pungitius (ninespine stickleback)
Lineage: Eukaryota; Metazoa; Chordata; Actinopteri; Perciformes; Gasterosteidae
Product: interleukin-6-like
Exons: 5
Coding region: 1-702 (233 amino acids)
Biological process (GO): T-helper 17 cell lineage commitment; immune response
Cellular component (GO): extracellular region
Molecular function (GO): interleukin-6 receptor binding; cytokine activity
Source: RefSeq, a predicted model, not a curated record